AUGACGACGAGCUUGAUGUACACGUCGGCGACGAAGCAAAGCCGCUUCAUCCACCUCGAAUGCAACGAGCCGCUCUUCCAGACGUCGUACAAGCGGAACAACAAGAGCUCGGGGCACAAGAACCUGCGCUGCUUCCCGCACUGCUGCAAGACACACAACGCCCAUGGCUACUGCGGCAGCACGCUGCUCGUCGAGACAGCCAGCACGCAGGCCGACCUCGUUGUCUAUGCCAAGUUUGAUCUCGAAGCGUCGCAGUCACUUCUCGUCGGCGACGUGGUGCCGCAAGCGACGUUUGAAGCGCCGCCGUCGCCGCCACUGAUAGGCGACACGUGGAUCCAGGCCAAGCGGAUAGACAACCCGUCGUUUGAUGGGUACAUUCCCGGUCGCCAGAUCUUUGAGAUCAACUCGAAGCGCAACUCGUGGCACUAUGGCUGGGUCAGCUCUCGCUUUGUCAAGAGCAACGUCCAGCAUCAGAUGAAGGUCUUCCUCCUCGCGCCGCACUCGAUGGGCCAUCUCGUUGUUGUCGACGUGCUCUCAUCGCUGAGCUUCCGCAUCGAGUCGACGCGGACCGGCGCCAAGCAGCUCAAGGCGCUCAACCCGGACGCGGCCGCAAAGAAGACCAAGCCCAAGCGACCACCGACACCCGAAAUUGUCCGGCCAAGCAACAACGAGGCGCUCAAGGCGUCGCCGACGUAUGCACCGCCCAUGUCCAUGAAGGACGAAGCGUACUUGAACCCGAUGCUGAUGCACCGACGACCGCACCAUCCGCCGACUUAUAUGGAGCCGCCGCCACGCUACAUGGCCGAACCGUGGAAGCCCGCGUUGGAGCUGCCAGCGUCGUACGGCUAUCGGCCUGCGCCGUUCCAGAUGCUUGCGACUGACAGCCUCUUUAGCGACCGGGACUUUCUCGAUACGAUCAUUAGCGACAUGCAGCAAGACGACAUGACCCCUCGCGGUGGCCCGUCCACCGUCGUGCACCUUGCACGGCGGUAUUAG
This is a messenger RNA of Saprolegnia diclina VS20, 996 nucleotides long. RefSeq lists its product as hypothetical. The record is from RefSeq and is a predicted model, not a curated record. The transcript is spliced from 2 exons. The coding region runs from base 1 to 996 and encodes 331 amino acids. Lineage: Eukaryota; Oomycota; Saprolegniomycetes; Saprolegniales; Saprolegniaceae.